GCCGUGCUGCUAAAGCUAACCUUAGCUAGCUUUGAGGCAUUUCUCUACCAACGCAGAAUCCGCUGACUCUACAAUCAAAGGCUUUCAAAAUGAGUGCGGCUGCCUCCCAAAAAGUUGUCCUGAAAAGCACCACCAAAGUGUCCCUAAAUGAGCGCUUCACUAACAUGCUGAAGAACAAGCAACCCACUGCGGUAAGCAUUCGAGCCACCAUGCAACAGCAGCAUUUGGCUAGCGCCCGCAAUCGUCGGCUGGCCCAGCAGAUGGAGAACCGGCCUUCGGUGCAAGCCGCUCUGAAUCACAAGCAGAGCCUAAAGCAGCGACUGGGGAAGAGCAACAUCCAAGCCCGGCUGGGUCGGCCUGUUGGGGCUCUGAUGCGUGGAGGACCUCCAGGAGGCAGAGGAGGAAUGCGCGGGAUGAACAGAGGAGGUCUUCGGGGACGAGGCAGAGGAGGCAUAAUGAGGGGAGCUCUGUCCCUGAGAGGGAAGCGAGUUCCUACAGGUGGGCCCAUGCGAGGCCGUGGUUCUGCCGGUCGUAUGGCAAUGCGUAGAGGAGGCCGCCAGCGUGGUGCGGGUGUUGGAAGAGGAGGAGCUCUGUCCCGAGGAGCAGCUCGAGGAAUGCCCAGAGGUCGCGGGGGGCUGCGUGGACGUGGCGGUUUUGCUGGGCGACGUGGACGUGGCCGAGGUGUCGGUAGACCGGCUGUUACUCGCGAGCAGCUGGACAACCAGCUGGAUGCCUACAUGUCAAAGACUAAGGGACAUUUGGACGCAGAACUGGAUGCCUACAUGGCCCAGGCAGACCCCGACUCUAUGGAGUAAAGGACUGUGGACUGAGCACACAGAGGCGCUGAAGUUGGACGAACAGUGUAGUGUUGAUGUGCUGAGAAAUGAUUGUUAAUUUAGCUGAAAGUGAUGACACUUUAGGUGGCACCCAGUAGCGGUCUAAACAAUAUUGUGUGGGUCACUGCUCGGUUGUGCAUCGACCCGCUCGUUCAGAGCCCUUUUAAUCCUGGAGGGACUUCUUAUGCAUUAACAAACCCUGCUGUUUCUAGACUUCUGUGUCCAAGACGGGUUUUUUCCGUUGUCAUUUUUUUUAUUUAUUUUUUUUUCUCCAAAGGGACAAACUGUCAAAA
Messenger RNA from Pundamilia nyererei, 1129 nucleotides. It is a transcript of the gene chtopa, whose product is annotated as chromatin target of PRMT1a. Lineage: Eukaryota; Metazoa; Chordata; Actinopteri; Cichliformes; Cichlidae. The transcript is spliced from 6 exons. Bases 90 to 815 code for a protein of 241 amino acids. The record is from RefSeq and is a predicted model, not a curated record.